AAGAAAACGCCAUUGGACUAGGCUACUUUUACAAAUACCUAUCUUCAAAAAAUAAAAUGGAGCUUGAAACUCGGAAAAAACACUUUCACAGGGAAAGAUCACAUCUAUGGAAGUUUUUCAUGGGGUUGUGUCUACUGGUGAUCAUGAGUUGUCUGGUUGUGUGGUCUUAUACUGGCAAUGAAAGGAAGAUACACCUUCCACCCAGCUUUUUGUCCCUGCACUUUGCAGGAAUAAGUACAAACUCCACUUCUCCUUUAGUGCUCAGUUCAGAAGAGUCAAGCUCCUUUUACUCUGAAAAAGGAAUCAAUUUAGACGACUACUCCAGGUUACAGCAGGAUGUUUACUGGGCCGGGCCUGACAGACCAAUCACAAAUGUGUACAUGAGUACUAGUCCAGACCGCACCAAAUUCAUCAUUCAGAACCUGAAAGAGAGCUAUCAAAUUGGUGAGGAGCUUUAUGUUACGGUGCACGCAAAGGAUUUUGACAACAAAUCCAAGCGUUAUGGAGGCGACUUUUUUCAAGCCAAGCUAUUCUGGUCUAAAACUAAGGCCAGUGUUUUUGGAGAGGUGGUGGACCUGCUCAAUGGCUCCUACUCUGUACGUUUCCUCUUGCCGUGGGUCGGCGAGGCACAGGUGGCUGUGCGUCUAAUUCACUCCAGUGAAGCUGUGCAGGUCCUGAAGCAUCACAGAGAGACAGACUCUGACAGAGUGUUCUUUAACGGAUAUUAUGAGGGACCAGGACCAAAUAAAACCAGGCUGAGUGAAACAGUGAUGUGUAAUGUAAAGAGGGACAACAAUGAACUAGAGCAUUUGGAAACAAAAGACUGCUGCUGUGAAUACAACGAUCCCCGUACCGGAGAAACUUGGCGCUGUCAGAGACCCAAAUCGCUGCCAUGCAGUGCCCUUGUGUACCACUCUAUGGGUGGUUAUAGAAACCGCCUGACUAAAAAGGAGAAAAUACUUUUGAAGCAAACUAACAAAGGUAUCAAUGGAGAUAAAAGGAUCAUCAAAAUCGUUCAUUCUGAGGGAAAUGAAACUAUUGAUGUUCCAGAGAAAUGUCACCCUGGUUUACAUACUCCAAUUCCAGCUGGCUUUUACUUGAAUGAUGUGUGGACGUCAUUUGUCUGUCACACCCGCCAUUUUACAACCCAAACGACAACAGAGUGUCUGAAAGACAAACACAUACACAUGAUGGGAGACUCUACUACAAGACAGUGGUUUGAGUUCUUUGUGAAAGCAAUACCAACCCUGAAGCAGAUGAACCUGCAUGUCCAAUAUAAGUCAGGGCCACUCAUAGCAGUGGAUGUGAAUAACAACAUUGACUUACACUGGAGGUCUCACGGCGUUCCUGUGCGCACUCCGAAAACAGCAUUCGCUGAUCUGCACUACAUCAGUAAUGAGAUCGAUGACCUCGCUGGAGGAUCCCACACAGUCAUUAUCUUCAAUCUGGGACCCCAUUUCACCACAUACCCUCUGGAUUUCUUCAUCCAUAGAGUGUUGAGAAUUCGCAAAGCUGUUCUAGCAUUGUUACAGCGGGCACCUGAUACAACUGUUAUAAUCAAGACUGCCAACACUGGCUAUAAGGAUAUUUUUGGCAGUGACUGGUAUUCUCUACAGCUGAACAGAAUUCUGUACUGGGCUUUUCAGGAUGUUGGCGUUUAUAUUGUAGAUGUUUGGCAAAUGACCGCAUGUCACUACAGCAAAGAGAACAUUCAUCCUGGCCCUAAGAUUAUUAAAAAUGAGAUUGACAUUUUACUCUCUUUUAUUUGCCCUUACUGAAUUUAAAUGUAAUUAUCUUGAAAAUGUUGUUCAAUAACUGUUAUUACAAGAGAAAAGCUGUCUGAAAAAACACUGAGAAAUCCUGUUUGACUUCCCUGAGUUGUAAUUUUUUUAAAGAAUGGUUUAGUACAUGUCAGAGACCUCAUUUUGUGUAUUAUCAUCUUCAAAUUGGAAAAGCAACUUUUUGACUUACUAAAUACACCUGCUGUCUGUGUCAUUAUCAAUCAACUUUAAUAAUAGCUUUAAUAAUAAUCAGUUUAUCUGUAAUUAAUAACUAUGCAGUGAUUAUUUUUACAUGUUUAUUCAAUUUCUGUAUUAAUUCUGACUUGAAUAAUUCUGUUAAAUACAUGUAAAAUUAGAUAAAGUAAAGCACUUAAUUUAGUUUGUUUCUUUCUAUUGUAUUUGUUACUGUUUGUUAUUUGCAACAUUGUUCUUAUAUUUAAUAACAGAUAAAAA
Messenger RNA from Pimephales promelas (fathead minnow), 2234 nucleotides. The record is from RefSeq and is a predicted model, not a curated record. NCBI's taxonomy places the organism in Eukaryota, Metazoa, Chordata, Actinopteri, Cypriniformes, Leuciscidae.